CUACGAGCCCCCCCCCCCGCCGCCGCCGCCGCCGCCUGCCUCUUUGAAGAGAGAGCCUGAGAGUAGACCAUCGCCGCCGCAGCCGAAGGCGAAGAAGAAGCCAAAAAGGGUUCUUGGUCAUUUGAGUGUUGUAGUUAAUUUGCUUGAAUUCUGGGGAAAAUAGAUUUUUUUAUUAUUAUUUAUGUAUUGUUUGUGUGUUUUGGUGACGCAGAGAAGAGAGAGCAUGAGGAUUUGAUCCCGAGCAUUUUCAGUAGCUCGUCACCUUGCACCAUUAGGAUCCAGGGCAGUACUCAUAUUUCGAGCCAGCAUAAUUAGGAGGAAGCUGAGGAGUCUUGCAAUUUGCAAUGGCAGAGAUCGUGUUUUUGAGGCAAGGGAUGAGCUUCACAGGAUGCUGAAUGAGGCUAAUUCCCACUAUUUUGUUAUCAUCGAGCAGGCUAAUUCCCACUAUUUUGUUAUCAUCGAGCAUUGAUGGCGAUUGUGAAACGAACAACAAGAAAAGAACAUUAUCAUUCUGGGGAAGGGAUGGUCAUCAAAUUAGGCUCGCAUUCCCCUAUCGCAAACCUUCCAAGCUAGAGUAUAUGACACAUAAGUUCAAAAGAAAUGAGACAAUAGAUGAACACAUUUCAAAUAUGCGAAAUAUAUUAUUUAAAAUGGAAGUUCAAACGGAGCCUGCAUUGAGUGAAAAGGAAAAAAUAGAUGGACUGAUCAAUUCCUUGCCGGAUGAGUUUCGCUUUAUUAAGUCUCUUUAUCUGUCACUUGUGACAAUACAGAAGUUGAAAUUUGUUCCUCAGAUAACAUUACAUCUUGCAAGAGAAAUUUGUUCGAAUCUGAUGUCGAGCAAUCUGUUUCAGUGGACUUGAUCUCUCCGCAAAUGUCAAGCAACAAAAAGGAAAAACAUAUCAAAAUUGAAAAAGAUAAUUACUAUAUUCUACGGAGAGUAGAAGCUACAUUUUGAAGGGAAAAACCUAUCUGAUUUAUGAUGUAUGAAACUUAUAUUUAGUAUCAUUGUAUGAAUACAUAUUUAGUAAGCUUUUGUAAUCAGUGCAGAUUAUUUUGGUGGUUUUGGGUUGAUAAACCUAAAUAUUUGAUAUGAUUAUAUUAUGCUGGAUAUUUGGUUUAUCAAUAUAUUGAUAGUUAUUAUUUUCA
Messenger RNA from Asparagus officinalis (garden asparagus), 1146 nucleotides. RefSeq lists its product as uncharacterized. NCBI's taxonomy places the organism in Eukaryota, Viridiplantae, Streptophyta, Magnoliopsida, Asparagales, Asparagaceae. The transcript is spliced from 6 exons. The coding region runs from base 396 to 860 and encodes 154 amino acids. The record is from RefSeq and is a predicted model, not a curated record.